Molecule: messenger RNA, 3846 nt
Organism: Ahaetulla prasina
Lineage: Eukaryota; Metazoa; Chordata; Lepidosauria; Squamata; Colubridae
Product: cytoskeleton-associated protein 5-like
Exons: 1
Coding region: 1-3846 (1281 amino acids)
Biological process (GO): microtubule polymerization; centrosome duplication; mitotic spindle organization
Cellular component (GO): microtubule plus-end; kinetochore; spindle pole
Molecular function (GO): microtubule plus end polymerase activity; microtubule plus-end binding
Source: RefSeq, a predicted model, not a curated record
AUGCUAAUGCCGAAGGACAUGACAGAGAAGGAACUUCCAGAAGAAUCAUGUGAGCUGGAAGCCGCCGCAGUCCUCCCAGAGUCCUGCCUCCAACAUCUGGACAGCAGCAACUGGAAAGAACGCAUCUCCUGCCUCGAGGCCCUGGAGAAGGCCGUAGAAGAGAUGGAGAACCAUCAGAUACCCUGCCAAGCGUUGGUCAGGCUGCUCCACAAAGAGCCCGGCUGGAACGAAACCAAACUCCAAGUGAUGCAGAAGAAGCUACACAUCGUCACCCUCAUCGCCCGCAAAGGCAACUUCUCCAGAACCUCCGCUCGCUUCGUCUUGGGGAACCUGGUGGACAAGAUCGGCGACGUCAUCUGCAGCAGCGACACCAAGGACGCCCUCACGGCAGUGGCCGAGGCCUGCGGCUUGCCGUGGACGGCCGAGAAAGUGACCGAAGCUGCUUUCUUGCAAGACAGCCCAAGAACUCAUGCAGAAACCCUGAACUGGCUCUCUGAAGCCAUCCGAGAUUUUGGUUUCGAUGGCCUGGAAGCCAAAAUGUUUGUCGGCUAUAUUAAGGUUUCCUUGUCCGCGGCCCACCCGGAUGUGAGGACCUCGGCUUUCAACCUCCUCGGCGUGAUCUUCCUCUACGUGGGGAGCCCACUGAGGGUCUUCUUUGAGAACGAAAGACCCCUUGUUCUGGCCCAGAUAGACGCCAGAUUCGAACAGCUGAGCGGCCAAAGCCCCCCGCCUCAAAUCCGAGGCCGCUGCAGGUUCUGUCGAAACUCUGCCAAUGAGCAGCAGGGAGGAGACGCCCAACCCUACUGGAAGAAGAACACGGUGGACCUCAGACAGAAGAUCUCCGCAGAGCUCAUGUCCAAAAUGCAGGACCCCAGCUGGAAGGUGCGGAAGGAAGGGCUGGAGGAAGUCUCCAAGAUCCUUAGCGACAUCACGUCCAUCCAACCCAACCUGGGAGACCUCCCACUGGCCUUGAAAGCUUGCCUGCACGACUCCAACAAAGCUCUGGUGAAGCAGACCUUGGUUGUCCUGCAGCAGCUCGCCAAGGCCAUGGGUCCCGGGUUGAAGCAUCACGUCAAGACCCUGGGAAUGUCCAUCCUGGCGGUUCUCAAAGAUAGCAAAAGUAGCUUGAGGCCCAUGGCUCUUACCACCAUCGAGGCUUGGGCCGAGCAAACCGGCAUGAAAGAAUGGCUGGAAGGAGAUGACCUCUUCACAGAUCUGAAGAAGGACGUGGUGUCUCCCAAACAGGGCUUCCUGGGCUGGCUGGUGGAGAAGCUGCCGUCUUCCAACUCGGCUUCUUCGGACCUUCUCCGUUGCGUCCCUCACCUCUAUUCGGCCUUGGAGACUUCUCACGAGGAAACACGCACAGCUGCCCAGGAGGCGCUGCCGUUUUUCCUUCUUCACCUUGGCAUUGAGAAGAUGUGUGAAGCUACCAGCAAGCUGAAGCCAGCUUCCCGGGAACAGAUCCUUGUCCUCUUGGAAAGAGUCAAAGAAAGCAGAUCUUCCAAGGCUACCCUUAGCUUGUCGAGGACCCUGUCCAAGCUCCCACGAGGCAAGUCUUGGUCCAGAUCAGAUGUGGCUCCUCCUCCACCAGGCCUACCGGCUCCUUCCUCCUCGAAUGAAAAUGUUGGGUCCAGCGAGUUGAGCGUGGACGUCCGAAAGGCCAUCUCAGAAGGAACUGUUCCCAAAACCAAGAGAUGCCCAGCCACAAAGUCCUCAACCAAAGUCGCCUUAAAAGAAAGUCCCAGCAAGCUAGGCCCCAUUUUUAUGAUUGUCCCCAAAGGCAAAGAGCAAAGGGCCAAGGAGGAGAAGGCUCUGAAAGUUCUCAGGUGGAACUUCAGCACCCCAAGCAGCAAGUAUAUCGAGCAACUCAAAGCUCAGAUGUCCGGCUGUCUCUCCAACUGGCUGCAAGAGGAGAUGUUUCAUUCCAACUUUCAGCACCACAUCAAAGCGUUGGCGGUGAUGUCCAAGCGCUUGGAGAUCGAGAAAGAUGGGGUCCUCAGCUGCCUGGAUCUCAUCUUGAAAUGGCUCAGUCUUCGGUUGUUUGACACCAACACUUGGGUCCUCAUGAAGACUCUGGAAUACCUUCAAAGACUCUUCCAUCUGCUCAUGGAGGAGAAGUACCAGCUGACGGAUAAUGAGGUGUCCUCUUUUCUGCCCUACCUUCUCCUGAAGCUUGGAGGAACCAAGGAAUCCAUUCUCAAAGAAGUCCGGGCAAUUGUGAAGCAGAUGUUCUUCAUCUAUCCGUCCUUCAAGACGUUUUCUUUUCUUCUCGAAGGAGCCCAGGCCAAGAACACCAACCAACGGGUAGGAUGUCUGAAAGAGUUGGGAUGGAUGCUUAAGAAAUACGGUCCAGAGGUCUGCCAGCCCAACCCCAGCAAAAUUCUGAAAACUCUCCUUGUCUUGACCGGAGAUUACAACAAUGCGGUCCAUACAGCUGCUCUGAAGGUCAUCGCAACUGCACGGGAUGUGUUUGGAGUAGAAACAUUUCGGGUCAUUGGGAAUAUCUCGGAGAAACAUAUGGGCCUUUUGGAGGAGAGCAUCCGAGAGGCAGAAGCGAUGGCUGUCCGAGAGGAAAAAGUGAAAACACAACUCUCCAAGUCUUGUGUAGAAGGUUCCAGGCAGAAUGUCACACCUGAAAAUCAGACCGAAGAGGACUAUUCAGAUUCCGUUCAAGAGCAGGAGAACAUCAAUCAGGUGGACACCUCCCCAAAUCCCAAACCAGCAGCUGGAGACCUACCAGGGAUGGAUAUGGAGCUUCGGGCUGAGAAUAGGGUCUCACCUAACAUCAAUAUGAUAAUUUGCCACGUGGCUAGUGGUAGCAUUGUCACAAGUACAGAGGCCUUAGUCCAGAUUCAGGAGAUUCUGGAGCAGGAGGACAACGUGGAACUCAUGUCUGGCCACAUCAACCCGUUUCUGAUAGCCACCCUCCGGCAGAUGAAGUUCAUCCACCAUCUCCACGUCACGGCAGAAGAAGAAGCACGGAAGGAACAGGUGGUCGAGUUUUAUCACUCCAUCACUUGCAACCUGGUGUCCCUCUUCCAGGUAGACAUCUUGGCCCAGGAAGCUUCUGCUGGAGUGCUGAAGGACCUCAUCAGUUGCCUCAUCAGCUUCUUGUUGGAUUCUCCAGUAGAAGAGCUUCCAGAAGAGCAAUCCACUAAACUGGUGGUAAUGAAGGUUCUGGAGAAAUCCAACCAGACCAGAAUCCUUAGUUCUUUGCUUCUGCUUCUCCAGGAAAGCAUGACCGCUUCGGCCAACCUCUUCGCUUUCUCAGAAAUGGUGGCCAAGUGCUUGUGGAAAACGGCCAAGAGGCUUCCCCAAACCAUCGACAGCAUCUACCUAGACCAGAUCCUGUUGGAUGUCCACCUAUUUAUGAAGGUCCUGCCCAAGGAGAAAUUAAAGCAAUAUCAGAGCAGUUAUCCACUGCGGGCUCUGAAGAUCCUUCUGCACACCCUUUGCAAGCUGAAGGGCGAGGAGAUCUUGGAUCAUCUCACGCUGAUCGAGGACAGGGGAGACUCCGAUUUGGAAGCCAACCUCAGGAAAGUUCUCAGCCACUUUGAGGGAGAGCCUGGCAUGGACAGAGAGUCGGGCUCUUCUUCUCUAGCCCAGGAUGAAGUCAACCAAACGUUGGCUGAGAUUUUCAAGAAGAUCAACUCCAAGGAAACCGCCAGGGCAGGUCUGGAAGACCUCCACGAAUUCAAGGAGAAGCAUCCCGAAGCUGAUUUAGAACCUUACUUGAAAAACUGUUCCCUUCUCUUCCGGAGUUACGUCAAACACGGCUUAGCCGUUAUAAUGUCCGAGAGGGAAAACAAACCGAGAACCAACAUUUUGUCCGAGAACGUUGGGUGA